GCCGAGUCCGCCGCCAGCGACCUCGUCAAGCCCAAGUACGAGCGGCAGCUGCUCUCGGAGUACGGCCGCAUCAAGCAGAGGAACCCCAGCCACGCGGGCCCCGCGCCGGCCGACGCCGCCAACAGGCUCUCCUCGGGCUCCACCUCCUCCUCCGCCUCCUUCAAGAGCUUCAAAGACACGCCCAGCAACAGCAACCGGGACAGCUCGCUGUUCAACAGCUACCGAGAUAGUUCGGUGUCGUCCAUGCCGUACAACAGCAACAGGGACAGUUUGGUGUCGUCGUCGUCCUACAACACCAAUCGAGACAGCACCCUUUCUUCUUCAUCCUACGCCAGCAAUCGAGACUCGUUCAACGCGCCACUGAAAAGUAACGGAGACGUCAAGAGUUCUCGCCCGUACAACUACACCGACAACGGCGUUGAUUCCACAUCUUACAAAGCCAACCGAGACAACAGCGUCUCGUCUUCUUCUUCAUACAGCAACCGCGACAAGGCAGGGUUUUCCGCGCCCUACAAGAGCAACCGCGACCAUUCGGUGUCUUCGACGUCGUCGUACAGCAACGGGGUGUCUUCCUCGUCGCACGGCAAGUCGCGGGAGCCGUCUUCGGUGAGCUCGUCGUCCACCGUGCGCGAGCCGCUGUACUCGUCGUCGGCCUUCGACAGCCAGACGGCGGCCACCACGCGCGAGGCGCUGCUGUCGAGCCGCAGCCGCGACGGCAGCGACCCCAGAGGGUCCACGUCGUCGUUGACGGCGUCCGCCGCC
This is a messenger RNA of Gryllus bimaculatus (two-spotted cricket), 762 nucleotides long. The record is from the annotation of a GenBank genome assembly. Lineage: Eukaryota; Metazoa; Arthropoda; Insecta; Orthoptera; Gryllidae.